Messenger RNA from Amoebophrya sp. A120, 6007 nucleotides. The record is from the annotation of a GenBank genome assembly. Lineage: Eukaryota; Dinophyceae; Syndiniales; Amoebophryaceae.
CGUGCGGACCCACCAGCCUUCCUUUCGCUGACCGUAGCAGGCUGCCUAUGAAUUUUCGAUAUUUUUUAUUUCCGCCAUAUUUUUCUCGUGUUCUUUCAAUCGAAUUGCGCUUAGCCGGAGCGGUCAACCAGUUUUUCAAGCAACGAUAGUUUCUGACGUUUUUGAUUACGUAAAGUGCCACGAGUGAUAUUAUUGCAGUAGGCACAAUAACUCCAUCUACAUAAACAGCAGUGAAAAACUAUCCGAACGCAUAAAAACUCUUCUCCAUUUGUACAUGAAAUAUUAAACAUGGUUAUUUAUCGCUCGAUAUCUCGGGAAGAGCUCGGCGAGCAUGCGACUCGCCAGGAUUGCUGGAUUGCGCUUCACGGUUGGGUCCUGAGAGUCGACGCGAAGACGCUUCAGGAGCACCCGGGCGGCGCGCAGUCCAUUCUUCGGUUAUGGAAGUGUCACAAUCGAAAUUGACAAAAUCGAAAAACUUGUGAUGCAUAAAAUCGAUACCAGUUGGAGCCUCAGUUUGCAAGCGGCGCAUGACAUCAAAUUUCGGGAGAACCCAAAUCCAGUCUGUCAUGCUGUUUGGGCAAAGAAGACUGCUCCUGUCAUACUACUCUGGCAGCACAUUGCAUACCCCGCCGAAACAGGCUUACAAUCGGCCUCAUUUAUUGCCUGCUCCCCAAUACAGGCCUCCAGUGCCCUACGUUUUAUGCAUCACAAAUUUAUUUUCGACUUUGUCGAUUUCGAUCCUGACACAUCCAUCCCGGUUUGCCGGCACGGAUUGCACAACCCCGUUCGAGGAUGCAGGACACAGUAUCCUGAGCAAAAAUGUACCCACCCCAGAGUUGUCAUGCAGAUUUGCAGCUACAGGAAGAUUUGUAAUGCGCAUACACAUGAGAGGCAUUUCCAAUCAGGUUUUGCGCUUUGCAAUGCUGUCGACAGGAUGAGUAGAUGGAUUUGUGUUGCGGCUGUGCUUGCUAAACUGCACUACAAUACCUAGACGAACUUGUCAUGCUGGACCCCCAAAACUUCUCGAUUUGUGUUGCGAAAUCCUCAUCUUGACUCUGGUGUGGGGACGUUUUUACACAGGAUACCGAGUGACUUUGCGCGCGACUGGUGCAACCGGCUCGAAGUGAUGGGGCAAUUUUUCGAUGUGGAUGAAAAUGAGAAACAGAGCGGGGCAGCUUCUUGUUCUACGAGAAGAUCCUUUUUGAAGAGCAACGAUGAUAUAAUUAGCAAUAUGGAACAAGAAGAGCAGCCACGGAAGAAGAUUCCUGGCGUAGUAGGGCGACACCACGACUUGGAGAUGAGCAGUCAGAGAUCACCUACUGUUCCCGAGGACCACCUCCAGGACCACCCGUUGCAAGAAGUAGAAGGCGCAGCACGACAUUAUGGCGUUCUCAAAUGUUACAUUCUCAACUGUUACAUGAUUUGUCAUGCAAAACGAGCAUCAACGUCCACAAAAUGAAGCUACUUCGCAUGACAAAUUUUGGAAGGGCUAAACGGGAUGAGAAUCUAUGCCGAAUUUGUAAUGCAAAAGUUGCAAGACCCGGCCUUUCCCCGUUGCCAUUCUUGCAUCACAAAUUCAUGUAACAGUUGAGAAUGUAACAAUUGAGAAUCCCAUAGAAAUCAAGUUCCGGUCCGCAUUGCUCGCAUGUUUGUGUACCCGAUCAAGGCUUGCGCAGGAGUGGAGAUCGACCGUGCAGUUAUGACCAAGCACGGGGGCGGGUUUGCGCACGACCGCGAGUACGUUUUCGCGGCCGAGCAAGAUGAAGACGAAGAGCAAUUUCAUAAUACGGAAGAACAUCAACUUCUGCUCCCGGACGAGGACGAGAAGACGGAAUCAAAUACAAAUGGUUGUACAAAAAAUGCGAAACGAAGAUUUUUGAAGCUGCUCGUGCCGUACGAUUUGCCUGCACUCGCUUGGUAUCAAAUGUAAAAAUAUCUGGGUCCGGAACAAAGCAACUUGUCAUGCUAAAUCUGAAUCAUGUAAAAAUCUGUGUUGCAUGAUUACCAAAAGCGGUCCGCUUUUGACCUAAUCGAGAGGCAGUUUCUCAUGGAGGAGAGGCAUUGGAAAGGUUUCGCAGAACCUGUCAUGCUAUGUCCUACAUACCAGACCUCAUGGGUUAUGGAAAACCUGCAUGACAAAUCUGGCAAUCUUCCAGACCCAAACAUUUUUACAUUUGAUACCUGGAUCCAACCGUCUUUGCCCACUUCGAAGGGGAUGCAGAUUGAGCUGCGGAAUUAUAACAGUAGUGCGGGUCAAGAACAUCCUCUGGCGGAAGUAGAUGACAGUUUUUUCGUCCCAAGGAUCAGCAGUGCAAAGGAUGGAACAUCAAAGAGGUACGUCAACAUGUACAAGAAGUGCUUGCUGGAGGGGAUCGACCAGGGGGAUGCGGUGGCAGACCGCGUCACAAAAUUUCUCCACCACCAUCAUCCGGAGGUGGUGGAAAACUUAGCUCUACGUCAUGGCAAGAACGACCAGGAAGGAAAAAAUUCUAACCAGCAGCACAACACGAACACCAGCAAAAUUAUCCGGCUGUUGCUGCUGACCGACCGGUCUCUGCUGCAUCCAGAGACCGUCCACAUAUCAAAAGUAAAAAUGUCUGGGUCUGGGAACUUGUGAUGCUGGGUGGCGUCUCAUGAUGAGGCUACAAAUGCUGGCUCAGCAUGACAAGUUUCUGAGCUCCUAGGUGUUGCCUAUUCUGCAUGGCAAACUGCGCUUCUGCAUCACAGAAAAGCGGAGCUCUUGGGUAACGUGCGUGACAGAUUUAAGAGUCAUGCCAGACAAGCAUGACAAACAUGAAUUCUUCCAGACCCAGACAUUUUUACAGUUGAUACCACACCGGGCUCUACCACCAGCCGCGGGGCGGAUCGAACUACACUCCGUUUAUGUUUAUGCGCGAGCAGACGUUGGCGGCAAUCAACCGAAAGUUUUUUCCCACUGAGCCGUUGCGGGUCACGAUUUUGCGGUUUCGCCCGAACAUCGUCUUUCGCGAGGAGGAUGUUGAAGCUGAGGUACUAGCACGACUAUCUCGUGGUUCCCGUCCAAAUGGAGUAGAACAAUUCAGUUGUCCAACAUCGUCUGAUUUCUCUUUUUCCGAGGAUUCUUGGGAGACGGUCGAGCUGCGGCACCAGCUAUGGAUUGUAAAAAUGUCUGGGUCUGGAAGGUUGGAACUUGUAAUGCUAGCUUUCCAUGCCUAGAAAAUCUAUAUUGCAUAACCAAUAAAAGUCGCAGCCUCUUUUGUCAUGCAAAAACUCAGUUUCUCAUGCGGAUUGCCUAUAAGAAAGCGUUUUGGGAAGUUGUCGUGCCGGACUGCAUUCGGAAGUGUUUGCAUCAUGCACAUUUUAGCAUCACAAGUUUCCAGACCCAGACAUUUUUGCAUUUCAUACCAGCCGUCGCGCUUUUUGCGGGUGCUGAAGUCCUGCGGGCGGUGCAGCCACAUCUUCGUGAACCCCGCACUUGCCGUCUGCGACGGGGACUUUGUGCAGAAAGAGCUCUGCCGACUGGGCCGCGAUGCCCGGGGGAUGCUGGACAAGUUGGAGAGUAAGCUUCAUCUGCUAAAGAACAAGUCGAAGAUUUUUGCAACAACAGCUAUUGGUCGUCGUGGAGACGUCGAGCAAGAAAACCCGGUCCUCGCAAGAAUAAAUUCUACCUCGGUACUAGUUGAUCCCGUGCUCCCGUGGUUUCGAAGCCACUACCAGAAGUUUUUGGACGCGGGGCGGACGACAAAGGUGUUUCUCGGGCUCUGCGGCUCGUUUCACAGUGAAGGAGAUUAUGCCGAUGCCCCCUCCAGAAGAAGUUCUUCUACAUCAGACUGCGUUAAUAUUUUCCACGUUGGACAGGAGUGGGUCGCGAACCUGUCGACCACCCGGUCGCUAAACGAGUUCCGCUCCGAGAUGCUGCGGCCUUGCCAAGACAACCGGGCGCUGCUGGAGAAAACGCGUCCCAUCGACUUGCUCUGUGCCUACGGACCAGAUUUCUUGCAGGUUGUUCCUACACGGCAACAAAACAAAAAUUUGAACAUUGGUGAAGACGAUGAAGCUGCUCCUGCACCAGAUCCGGGCGAAGAAGAAGUGGAUGAGCCCGCAGCUAGUAGAACUACAACUAUAUCUUCUCUGCUUGAAGAUGAAGAUGUUUUCUUGCCGCAAACGCCGGCUUUCGAACGAAAUACACGGCGUCACGUCACGGUGACCGAGGUGGUCGAGCUGUCACGCACGGCGAAGCGGAUAAGGUUCAGCUUCGGAGAUCAUGUUGCUGGCCCUCGUUCUCCAUCUCCAACUACUUGUGCGCCCAUACCGCCGCCGGCCGCAUUGGGUCUCCUAUCAAAUGUAAAAAUGUCUGGGUCUGGAAGAUUCCGAGAUUUGUCAUGCAGUUCUUCCAAGCUCCACCAAGUCUGGAAUGCAGGGCAUAGCAUCAGAGGUUCUGCAGCCCCUUGCUGAUGCCCAUUAUGCAUGAGAAAUGCCCUCUGAGCAUGGCGAGAAAUGGGGACCUUUUGCAAGUCAUGCAACACAGAUUUUUGUAUCAUACGCAACACGCAUCACAAGUUCGCAUUCUUCCAGACCCAGACAUUUUUACAUUUGAUAUCUCCCCUGCGGCUACCACGUGGCGACUUUCGGCGAGAACCCAGCUUUUGCGCGCUCAACGUGGAAUAAACAGCCGCAGUCGGCCGCGGAGAAAUAUGGAAGCGUCAGGUUUGAAAUCGUCAAAGUUGAAAUAGUUUGUCAUGCAUAAAAUGCAGCCCCCAAAGUGCCUGUCUUGCAGAGUAGGCAAGUGAGGCAGAUUGUAAGCCUGUUGAGGGGUAGAAGCUGAGUUGCUAAAGUAGCAUGACAAAAGGCGUCUUUCUUACCCAAACAGCAUGACAAACUGGAUUUCGGCUCUACCCAAAUUUGUCAUGCGCCACUUGAAAACUGGGUCACAACUUUGAUCCAUUUUAUGCAUGACAAAUUAUUUCAACUUUGUCGAUUUCAACUCUGACACAUCCAUAAGAAACUCACGCCUUUUAUCAAAAGGUCCUUUACCCCCGUCCGGUGCGGAAAAGGGUUUUUCGACCUGGUGGUGAAAAUAUAUCGGAUGAAGAACAGCAAAGGGGCAGACGAACAACAGGAUGAUGAAGAGGGAAAUAUCAAUGCCUUCCCCGAUGGCGGUCGUCUUACGGGUCAUUUCCUGGAUCGCUUGGUGGUGAAUGACAAAGUCCAGAUCGCCGGUCCGUUUGGCCACAUCAGGUACCUGGGCGACGGGAGGUUUCGACUUCUAAGUGGUCUAUGUGGUAGUAAACCAGAGGACCACCGCCCCAAUAUCAGAAAAUUUUCGCAAGUGGGGAUGGUCGCUGGCGGCUCCGGGAUCACCCCGAUGCUGCAGGUCUUGCAGUUUGCGGCAGCGGAAGCCGGACCUCCUCCUUUUCAGGCACACCUGGUGUAUGCGAACAAAACGGAGGAGGACAUACUAUGCCGGGAGUGGAUAGAGUCAGACCACUGUCGCAAGGUACUGCUGGGAAGAAAUACAUCACGCGGCAGCAGUAGAACGAAGUAUGUAAUUUCGGCGAAAGGCGAAAGAAUCUGCGAAGAAAUAUUCAAAAACCACUUACCACCCCCUCACGCGGAGACGCUUGUAUUGCUGUGCGGCCCCCCCGGUAUGGUAGCGGCAGCGCGGAAUUUUCUGCGGAAUCUCGGCCACGAAGCGGAGCAAAUACACGAAUUUUGAUAAAUGAAGUCUGUUUAUGGUGGAAAAAUGGAGCUGCGCGACAGAUGCUGAAUGAUGCUUCAACGAUGUAGGAUUUAUUAAAUGUAGUAUGAAUAGACAAGACAACGAUUUAUUUUACCUCGCUUUGAUGAUGAAAGUUGAAGUAGUUUGUUGUACACAGUUUUUAGCAAGCAGUAGAAGUACUACACCAACUACAGCGCAUCCUGGGAACAGUUGACGUAACAACCCAAGCAGAUGCAGACCCUCUUUUAAGUAGAAUCCGACAGAUAAAGGUGAAGCAGCGAGGGCCGAAGCUUUUGUAAGCUUACGAGU